Messenger RNA from Periophthalmus magnuspinnatus, 3161 nucleotides. Its product is annotated as tomoregulin-2. Gene Ontology annotation, molecular function: protein binding. Bases 1 to 1221 code for a protein of 406 amino acids. The transcript has 9 exons. Lineage: Eukaryota; Metazoa; Chordata; Actinopteri; Gobiiformes; Gobiidae. The record is from RefSeq and is a predicted model, not a curated record.
AUGUUCAAAUCUGUCAACUGGACCGGUCGUUGUGGGAGCGAAGACGUUUCGCUGCCCGUCCGCGCCGUUUCUUCAGUUCGAAAAAGCGAAACGUCUUCCCUCCCCCCGCAACGAUUCGUCCGCUACGACGACCGUGACACCGACCUGUUCCUCUGCGACACAAACACCUGCAAGUUCGACGGAGAGUGCCUGAGGAUCGGCAACAUGGUCACCUGCAUCUGCGACUUCAAGUUUUAUCGAGCGACGUUGAAGAUUCCAGCUGAAGAUCUUUUUUGUAAACGACCUCAAGACGACGGCGCUGUAGGAAAAGUCCCGUCCCCGCCUGUCCCGUCCCCGCCUGUCCCGACCCCGCCUGUCCCGUCCCCGCCUGUCCCGACCCCGCCUGUCCCGUCCCCGCCUGUCCCGUCCCCGCCUGUCCCGUCCCCGCCUGUCCCGUCUGUUCGCUCCAGCAGGGUUUAUGGGUUGAUUAUUCUGGAGGACGUGACCCGCAGAGGGACUGACUUUACUGCAGUUUUGGGAAGAGGAGAGGGCUCCACUGAGACGGUGCAGAAGGAAACCUCCACCUGUGACAUCUGUCAGUUUGGAGCCGAGUGUGACGUCGACGCAGAGGACGUGUGGUGUGUGUGUAACAUCGACUGCUCGCACAUCUCUCUGAACCCCGUGUGUGCGUCUGACGGUCGUUCCUAUGACAACCCCUGUCAGGUCAAAGAGGCGUCGUGUCAAAAACAAGAACGAAUCGAAGUGAGACACCUCGGCAAGUGCAGAGUUUACGAGGGAGAUCUGGUGCCCGGGAUCAAACCUGGAGAUGGACACUACGCCCGGACAGACCUGACAGUGGAGGAGAAGGAGGAGGCGAGGAACGGUCAGGCGAGGGGGCUGUAUAUUCCAUGUCCAGAUCACUACAAAAACUACUGCAUCCACGGAGAGUGUCAGUACCCCAGUGUACUCGCCCCGCCCUCCUGCAGCUGUCACUCUGGCUUCAGUGGUCCUCAGUGUGAGACUAAAGAAUAUAACGUUCUCUACGUGGUGCCUGGUUCGGGCAAACUUCACUACGUCCUGAUCGCGUCCAUCAUCGGGGCUCUGCAGGUGGUCAUCAUCUGCGUCGUGGUCCUCUGCAUCACCAGGAAGUGCCCGCGGACCAAUCGGAUUCACCGCCAGAAAGCCAACAACGUUCACUUCAGCUCCGAGAACACAAUGCGCGCUUCCACCCGCCUCAUCUGAGCCUCAAGUCCGGACCGGAACUGAAACCAGGACUGAACCAGGACUCAACCAGAACUCAACCAGGACCGGGCCAUAGCACCAGGAACCGCCGGACUGGAAGAGGGUUAGAAACUUCUGUGUGUGUAGACCAAAACCCAAGCUAAAGAUGACCCCGGGGGGAGACCUGAAGAGACCCGGAGCGAGACCGACGGACCGGGACCGUGGAUUUGGACCCGGGUCUGGAUGAAAACCCGGACUGGAGCGGGAUCGGGAUGGGGGGGGGGGUCGUGUUUGGGUUGAGUGUUUGUGUGUGGUAGCGGAGUCUGUCCACUGUAGACUAAAAACAGGCGUAGAGUCGGGCUGGACACAAGACCAUGAAAAACUGCGCUGUUUAUUUUACAUUUCCACAUAAAUAACUCCGCGAAUCGACUUACGUAAGUGCGGACAACGUGGUGUUAGUCCAAAAAAAAAUCAGUAGCAGAGUGGUCAGCCUCGCGGGAAGGAGGUCCGAGGUUCAAUUCCCAACUUAAGUCGAACGUUAAAGCCCCUGUACCGGAUUUUCCCCCCGUGUUUUUGAGCAAAAUGUCUCGCCCAAGUACAGAUAUAUUUGGUCGAAAUACGUCUGCCGUGUCCUGCCUGCAUCCAGUCGUAAAAAUAGAACGUUUUGUUGUCUGAGAAUCAGGAAAUGCACUAUGAAAUGCAUGCUAGUUGUUGUUAGCUUUACCGUGACGACAAAAACUCCACUCUGGUCUCCGAGUCGUGCUUAUAAACUCAUCGUGGUGAAUAAUUAGGAUGUUAAGUGAGGAAUAACCGCGAACUGUUUAAAAUGAGGUCUGUUUUUUCGCGUUUUUUAAGACGGUGAAAAUCGGGUACAGAGACUUUAACCGGUGAAAGUGAACGUUAAAAAAAGUGAAGUAUUACGACAGCCGCGUACGUACCGAUCCACAACUUCAUAUUUUGUACAAACCAGCGAAAAGUUUCAUUUAUUUGCGGGUUUUUUUGUGUUGCUCCGCGUUUAAACGACCUGAACGUUGCCAAAUACUGAUCCCAUCCAAAGACAAAGAACUCCUGGUCUUCCACACGGCUAUAAUUGUAAUUGUAAAAGUGUGAGCUCACUAUCUGGCAACGCGUCGACGUUUUCUUUGCCUAAAAAUUUAAAUAAACGUCAACAGGAACAGCAGUGGUUCUCAACGUGCGGUGAACGGGUUUAGAUUGAUGUUUGUGAACGUAAAAAACGGAUAAAAGUGAGAAAGAAGCCACCGUUUAUGUUUGAAAAUAAAAAAUGAACUGUUUUAAGCAGAUGGUGCAUAGACUGGAUUAAAGUAAGUUUAAAAAAAAGGCUAAAAACCCAAAGGAACACGUCUGAAUUACCACCUGAUGACAUCACAAGGUGUAACGGAGUGUCGUGAGCUGCGCAGGAGGAGAAACUGAAGCUGCAGGUUUACGGAAACGUGUGUGAAUGAAGCAAAAUGCAAGUCCAGGGGAUGUUUCUGAGGAGAAUAAUGCACCACAACAGGGUUAAAGCCCCACUGCGGGACAUUUUCUGACAUUAGAACAACGAUAAAAGCGAAAAAAAAGAGUAAAUUUAGCUGAAAUUUGUGAGCUUUAAAGUCUUGAGAACCACUGUGCGUUGCCAUGUUGGUCAAAUAAACGGAUUUUAGUCUUUUAAAAACGGGCAAAGUGUUUUUGUCGGAGCAGAUUGUCGUGUGUCCAGCCCCCGUUGUGUCUCGGGUGUGGGGGGCGGGGUUAGGGCUUUUUUGGAGGGGGGGUGGGGACUCGGUCGGGGUGGGCGGGGUUAGGGGCGGGGACAGGGGGUAGGGGGUUUUCCACGUGAUGCCUUGCACCUUGUGUUCAUAUAGAGACCUGCAGUUUAGAGCCGUGUGUCGCGUCGUGGGUCGAUUUCAAUAGUUACUACGGUGUCUCGGUGGGGUCAUUUUUCUGUAAAUGUAAAUAAAUAAUUU